GUACAAAGCCCUUGCUCUAGUCUCCGUCUUGUCUUGUUUCUUCAUGUAUGUUUCUGUGCGACAUAAUGUUCUGGCUUGUGUCAAACAUUGCCUCCCAGUUCUGAGGAGAUUUGUGCGAGACAGAGUGAUCCGAUAAUGAACUAAGAAAUCAUUGAUCCUUCACAGGUGAACUAGCGUCCUAGGCUGACUGUGAUGGACGCUGUGUGAUCGGGAUUUGUGCUACAUCGUAUUCAUCAUGCAGAACGGGUGCGCGGCCGGUUUUGCAAGAAAUCUUCUUGUUCAAGAGUUCAAGCAAUGGAAGAGUGAAAAUGAAGGGUCGCUGUCACUUGUCGGCGACAGUAUCUGCGAUGACGGUAGAAUUUGCCUCAAGCUCAGCCUCGGUCGCGGUCGAGACAAACUCUUCAGCCUGUUCUGCCCCGCCGAAUAUCCUGAAUAUGAGGAUAACUUCUUUGCGGAAUCAGAGUCAGUCAACCACUUGUGGCUUAACGCUUUGAACGAAUUUAUUCUUGACUCUGACGUGGGCCUAACCCUUGAAGCUAUUUUGUGGAAAGCCAACUCCUUGGACUCGCGAGUACGGUAUAGUCCAUCAAACAGCUCAGAUGAUGAGGAUGAAAACGAGGAGUUCAUGGUUUUGGAAGAGGAAGAUGAAGAGGAUCUCAUGGAAAGGGCUCUUUGGGAUAAGGAGAAACAAUGGCGAGCCAAAGAAGCUAAAAUUCGUGCAUCCCUUAAAGAAGCCGAAGAUUCAGUAGGAGCUUCAACGUCCACUGGAUUGGGUCACAAAGAGCCAAAAACAAUGCAAGUUUUCAGCAAUUUUGCGGCGUCAGGAAUUUUAACCAAUGAUCUGAAGCACAUCAUUAAAACCGCGAGUGAAACAGGGAUUGAUGUUGAACCUAUUGACAGCAAUAUUUAUGAGUGGUCAGUCAGAUUCAGUAAAUUUGAUCCUAACAGCAAGUUACAACAAGAUCUCAACUUGCUCCAAGAAGCUCAUGGUAUUGGUUACAUAGAACUGCAACUUGAAUUUACCAUGGAUUUGUAUCCGUUUUACCCUCCUGUGGCCAAGAUGGUUCGACCUCGACCAGAGGGCUCUGUUCGUUUCAUGCUUGCCUGCCUUGACAUCCUGAAGCUCUCUUCAUGGAAUCCCACAUGUGGUAUGAUAACCGUUCUUGAGGAGAUCAAAGACUAUCUGGCUAAACAUGCUGUCCUCCAUGUAGAAACAGCAUUCCGAUCCAGCAUACUCCUGCCUAUAGAAAACAGCCUUUUGCAACUGGCUCUUGUCAGCGAAGUUAUGCCUCGUGAUGUCUCAGGUCUUUCCAACCGUACCCAACCCAAAACAUCAUUACAGUCUACAAAUAUUGCUUUUGGAACCAUCCAAAAAUCUGGCCCACCUAGCAUGUCAAGUUUGGCAUCUGGAUCAUCAGCCACUGCUGGACCCUCAGUUUCCAACACAUCUACAUCUGGCGGGUCGAGCACAUCCGCUUCUGGUACAUCUGGAACAACUGGUACAUCUAUGUCUUCAUCAGCCUCCACCUCGUCAACCUGCUCAAUAGUUUCAGAAUAUUCUAAAUGCUGCACCAGUGAUGACAGUGAAACUACAAAUCAACCUGUUGUUGUCACAGCCCCUUCCUCCAGUGCUGCUCCCCCAGAUGACUAUUCUUUGCUGAAAAGUAAAGUAAUGAGUGCCUUGAGAAAUAGCAAAAAACCCAAAUUUCCAGAUGGCACAGGCUAUAGUACUUAUAGUGAUAAAGGUUGGGACAUCAAUGCACAUAUUGCUGUUGAAAAAGAAAAGGACAAAAAAAUAGAAGCUGUAUUGCAUAAAAUUUGGAUAGAUUUGCAAGAAUACUUGGCACACUAUGAUAUUUUGGUUAAACCAACUGAUGAUCCUAUGGUGGAGUCCACCGAUAGUGCAGAUAUGAAUGAUGAAGCUAUGAUUUGUAAUGGACAACCCAGCCAACCAUCUCCUUCUAAAACAGUUCCAGAAUCAGCUUCUGUUGAUGAAGGUGGUGCGAAUAAUGGUCACUUUGUCCUGAGCAAACAAAAAUUGUAUUUACCCAAUCAAAGUGAUGCAUCUCGACAACUGUAUGAAGCCUUAGAAGCAUCUACCCUUAUUCCUUUCAUUGAACAGAAAUUACAAGUGGACUCUUUCCUGGAGAUCUGUAGACACAAAGCAGUGUACCGCUGUGUUAUAGAUAUUCUAUCUCAAAUUGCCGGAAGACUCUGGCUGGCAAGGCUGCUUUGGAAACAACCUGGCCAGAAAAAAUCUGUUUAUUCUCUUUUAUUGGCCAUUAAAGAUAAGGCACAGAAAGUUCUUGAUAGGUAUAAAAUAGCAGCUGAAUCUAGUCAUUCCAAAAAUGAGAAGAAGGGUAAGAAGCGUGCUAAUUCUGGCAGCAGAGAUAAAGAUAAAACAACAAGAAGAAGCAAAGUUGCUUCUGCGGCUGCUGCUAAUGUCGAAAUGGAAGAUUCAGAAGAUGAAGCUGGUCCUUCAGGAGCCAUUGGCAUCAAUGGCACUUUGGAUUUCUCAGAAUUGCAUGGUUUACAUGGCGACUUCUCCUUGGAGGAUUCUGAUGGGUCUGACGUUUUUUCAAAUCUUGAUGUCCACCCUAAUGGUUUCGCAUCAACGUUGGUUAAAAAAGGAGUGAUGACUAGGAGUUCUUGCAACCUUUCUUUAAAGGGAAAGAAAGUCUGCAAACACUCGCAUCAACAUGUUUAUUUUACUGGAUCAACUGGAGCAACUGGAGCAACUAGUGCAACUGGUGCAACUGGUGCAACUGCAGCUGGAAGCCCAGGGAAGGAUUCAUCUAGCACAAACAAGACAUCUCCAGGCACUUCAAGCUGUUCAAAGACCACUGCUUCUUCUUGUAAGGCUUCAGCCAGUGCCUCUAAAUCCCCUGGUGCUCCUUCCUCCAAAUCCCCUGCUAGUGCAUCCAAACCGUCCACUUCGAAAGGAGCCGGGAGCGCUUCUAAAUCAACUAAUCAGAAUAUGCCAUUGUGUGUGCUGUAUCAACCUGGACCUGGAUCAUCAAAGCCUGGUGCAAGUCCUCCUAAACCUUCUACUUCUAAAGCAACGGCUACCACAUCAAAGAGUGCUGGUUCCUCUACUAGUAUGGAGGGUAGUUCUGCUUCUGGACCAGUUGGGGUUGCUACUAUGAGUCCCUUUUAUAAGCUUAAAUGUGGACUGUUCCACAAUAAAGAAGCCAAAAAAAGCCACACAAGUGCAGUGGGAGAUAAUGGCUCAAAGGAUGACACGCAUAAUUCAGCUGGAAUAUCCGGAUUUCUAUCUCACAUUGGGAAUCUUUGGCCGAGUUCUUGGUCGUCUUUGAACCAUGAUUCAGAACCCCCACCAAUAGAUAUAACACCACUGGAUCCUGCUGGUGAUGAGCAACUUGCUCAAGAUUUCUUUGAUCUGGCCUUGAAGGUAGAGAAAGUUAUAGAACAACUAGGCCUUCCUGGCUGUGAUUCCCCAGAGCAUUCAGAUGAGCCUCUUGAAGCACGCCGUGUGUCUGUUAUAACAUCUACAUCAGAAGUUCUGAAUGAGGAACUUUCAACAAAAUAUAUAUCUGCUUUGCGGGAAAUGCAAUUUGACAGCUGUGAUAUUGAUGUGACAAACUCCUCUUCUCACACGUAUGCUUCAAUGUUCAAUUCGGCUUUGACACCUGGACGUGCACAAAUGAUGAGGAUUGCUCAGGAAUUAGCUUCCCUUUCAACCUCAUUGCCUUUAGAUCUUGCUUCAGCCAUAUUUGUGAGAUCGGACGAUGCUAAAAUUACUUUACUCAAGGCUCUUAUCAUUGGACCCGAAGGAACUCCUUAUGCCAGUGGUUGUUUCCUGUUCGACAUAUUUCUCCCUAGUAACUACCCCAAAACUCCACCUAAAGUUACUCUUAGGACCACUGGUAGAGGUUCUGUACGAUUUAACCCUAACCUUUACGCUAAUGGAAAGGUGUGUUUGUCACUUCUUGGAACUUGGAAUGGUUUGCAGGGAGAACAAUGGAAUGAAACGUCCACACUUCUGCAGGUGUUAGUAUCAAUUCAAAGCCUUAUAAUGGUAGCAGAACCAUACUUUAAUGAACCAGGAUAUGAUUCCUUGAUGGGUACAGCAGAUGGUAAAGCAUCAAGCGAUACCUACAAUCGUAAUGUAAAACUUCAAACUGUUCGACUUGCAAUGAUUGAAAUGCUGAAAUACCCUCCUGUUGAUUUUGAAGAGGUGGUCAAAACUCAUUUCAGAAUAAAACGUUGGCGAAUUAUACAGGAAAUUGAAGAUUAUAUGGUUCUUAAUCCAGGACAAUCAGCACUUUCUAAGUCAUUUAAAACUCUGAAAUCAGAACUCUUAAAGCUGAAGGACUGAACACAGUAUUUACAAGAUUGAUUUUAGAAUCACUUUUCAUUGAUAUCUGAUUAUAUUAAUUAAUCUUGGCCUUUAUUGUGGGAAAAAAAGUGUAACAUAUCCUGUAUUGCAAAUCUAGGUGUACUGUGCCUGUGGCUAUCAUCUAGUCAAGCACUGUUUUGUUCCCCUUUUGUAAAGUCUUCUCUGACAUAAUGAAUACUGUUUUAAUUGUUUGAAUUCUAUGGUUGUCACUGGUUUCCUUUGUUAAAAACUAAUUGAGAACUGUUUGUCUAUGUAAGCCACAUUUGUUCUGUGUAAAUAGUAAUUCCAACUCAAUUUUAAUGUGUAAAGAAAGAUGUUAUUGUUUUCCUUCUUCUAUUUACCAAUGUGUCGUUCAAAUUUAAGUUAAAAAUAAGGUUUAAAACAUUAACCCUAUUUGUAUUGAUACAGUGAAUGUUAAUGUUGACUUUGCUGUGUCGAGUAAGUUUCUCAAUUUUUAAUAAAAUUAAAGUAUAAAUGUUAAUUUUUAAUUCUUGUGAUAAUAGGUGUGCUUAGCAUUCUAAUGAGUGCACAAUACCAAUUUCAUAUUUCCUGGUAAGUGAAAUAAAUUGUGGUAUGUAUAUCUAUUGCUGCUUGUUAUUUUGUAAGGGCAAAGUAGAAAUUGUGUAAUUUUCUUUAGUCAUUGAUUCAGAUAGAUUUGUGCAUUGUGCAAAAUCUGAUCUGCUGGAAAUUGUUUGUCUUUCCUAUUCCACUACUCGUUACGUUUUUACCUAAUUUUGUUCUGAAUGCCCAAUUUUGUUAUUUUGUGAUAUGUUGACUUGUUUCUAUAGGAAGGAUUGAUUGUGUCAUCCAAUGAAUGGCUCAAAUUGUGCUCUAAUCCUGAGUUGAGAAUGCUGUCAAAUGGUACUUUUAUGGAUGAGCACAUAGUCAUAGUCAAAUUUGCCUUGCUGUUUUUUGUUUGAUUUCUUUUAAAUUUUGAGAAGAGACAAAAGCCCCUCAUUUUGUUUAGAUGUUGGCUGUAAAUUUGUAUGUUCUUGUCUCUGAUAACAUUCUGUUAAAUAUUGUGAUGGUAAAAAUCGUGGUUUGAAUCAUAUUUUAACUUGAAGCAUUUGGGAUUUAUUGACAUUUUUGAAUGUGAGUGAUCAAUUCUUGUCAACAUUGUGUGUGAUGUGAUGUGUCUAGUGAUCUAAAGUUAAUCUCCAGAAAAUCUACAAAUUUAUCAUAUCCAUCUCAAGUUUCUUCUCCCUGGCCUAGUUCAAUUGUUCUGCAGGCGUAUGUAGUCUAACUUCUUACAAAGUUUAUGUUAAUUUUAAGUCAGUUUUAGUACUUUGAAUAUUUUGAAAAAACUUUGCAUUUUGUUGUAUGUGACAUCUUAAGUACUUCUCAGACAUUUUCCUGGUAAUCUAGUAUGACUUCCUUGUGCCCUGAACUGUUAUAUUUACACCAAAUGCCAAGUUGUUUCUCUUAGAAAAUAUUGGACUAAUUUGAAUGUUUUCCUACUGGAACAUAAUUUUGAAACAGUAAUUCCUCUGAUGUAAUUUGGUUUUAUUACGAGUAUGGAAUCUGUUCAGAUAUGUAGAGGUUGGGACUGAUGCAGAACUAUUAGAAGAAUUUAUCUCAUUAUUUUGCUAGAUGCAGUAGCAAAUUAAUUCUGUUGAUUGAAGCGUAAAAUGUGACCCCAUGUAAGCUUCCAAUAAUUUUAGUUGACUUUUCAGGUGCAUAACUUUGUCCUGUGCUCUCUGUAAUACAUUUAUUAAUGCUAAGUGAUAAAUGUUCUUAGUCUUGUCAGUGUUAUCUCUUAUUCUUCUGUGUGGUACAUUGGGUUACCUUAGUUCUAGACAUUGCCAUAUCUUAUUGCAUGAGGACAUAUAUAAAUCUUUUAUUUGCAUACGAGUUUGAGAGAAAGUAUACGGAUUUAAAAUUGAUAAAAAAUACCUGUGUAUUGACAUCAAGCCAUGUGCGUAAUAUAUGGCAAAGUUAUAUUGUAUUGCUGGUGGAAAUUUGUUUACAUUUUUGUGAUUCAGUGUGCGGUUCUAAUUCACCAAAUUAUAUUGAGUUACAGAUUGUUUUUCUCCAUUCAAUAUUUUGAGUAUGUCUUGUGCUUGGAUGGGGCACUACCUAACACCUGUGUGUUUUAUGUGCACCUGUGGGAAAUUUUCAUCAGCAAUUGAGUUGUUUUCUUUUCCAAACACUUUUUAUUUGUUUUGUUCCUUAGUUCUUUUUCUUUCUUACCAAUAACUUGAUGUGGUUCUUACGAACUUCAUCAUUUUGAUUUGUUUGCGAUGCAAUCUCAAAUCUGGAAAAUAGUGGAGUGGACCUAUUUUAUAAAACGGCCAUCUUUACCAUGUCAUUGAUGUUCAUUAAAGUAAUGUGCUGCAAAUAAGA
Messenger RNA from Frankliniella occidentalis (western flower thrips), 6703 nucleotides. RefSeq lists its product as uncharacterized. Gene Ontology annotation, molecular function: ubiquitin conjugating enzyme activity. The record is from RefSeq and is a predicted model, not a curated record. NCBI's taxonomy places the organism in Eukaryota, Metazoa, Arthropoda, Insecta, Thysanoptera, Thripidae. The coding region runs from base 236 to 4339 and encodes 1367 amino acids. The transcript is spliced from 11 exons.